Messenger RNA from Sclerotinia sclerotiorum 1980 UF-70, 1539 nucleotides. RefSeq lists its product as hypothetical. The record is from RefSeq and is a predicted model, not a curated record. Gene Ontology annotation, cellular component: mitochondrion; membrane. Gene Ontology annotation, biological process: heme biosynthetic process. The transcript has a single exon. Gene Ontology annotation, molecular function: protoheme IX farnesyltransferase activity. Bases 1 to 1539 code for a protein of 512 amino acids. NCBI's taxonomy places the organism in Eukaryota, Fungi, Ascomycota, Leotiomycetes, Helotiales, Sclerotiniaceae.
AUGAUUGUCCGGUCUCCUAUAUUUACCGGCGCACUACGACAAAAUGCAUUGGGAAAUGUAUGCCUAUCAUGUUCCCUGCGAACGGAAUUGAGGGGAAUUCGAAGAGCGGGGAGGAAUUUCUCGAAAACAAAUGGAAGGAAAGCAACCGCAGUCCAGAGGCUUGGGACAGGAUAUUUCUUUGCAAAUAGAGAUAUUUUCGGGAAUGCGGGAAAGGGUGGUAUGAGUACCAUCGCUGAUGGAGCCAGCGUGAAAGAUGUGAACGGGGCGAAGAAAAUGGUUGGAAAGGAAUCUGCGACACCGACCACUACACAAUUAGAAGAUUUACCACCUCAUCGACGAAGGCGGCAUAAACAAUCUCUUGAACAAGAAAGCGACAAAGAAUUUCUCCCCGAGAAUUCCUCCACGAUCCAUGCUGAUCGCGCAAGUGCACUCCCACGAUCCUCCAUAAAACGACUAUUAUCAAUCCUCUUAUCACUCACAAAACCCCGCCUCUCGAUGCUCGUCGUCCUCACUGCAUGCUCAGCCUAUACUCUGUAUCCCGUUCCAUCACUUCUCUCUUCUACACUCCUAGAAACACCAAGUCUGAGUCCACUUACCCUCCUCUUCCUCACCACAGGUACUGCCUUAUGCGCCGCUUCCGCAAAUACCCUCAAUAUGCUUUAUGAGCCGAAGUUCGAUGCCCAAAUGUCACGAACACGAAACAGACCGCUCGUACGGAAGCUUAUAUCGCCAGGAGGUGCUCUACUUUUCGCAAUUGCGAGUGGAGUUAUUGGAGUGGGAGGUUUGUAUUAUGGGGUUAAUCCCACUACUGCAUUUUUAGGCGCUCUCAAUAUUGGGCUAUAUGCUGGUGUUUAUACGCCAUUUAAGAGAAUCACAGUGUUUAAUACCUGGAUUGGUGCAGUAGUUGGAGGUAUUCCACCCCUUAUGGGAUGGACCGCUGCGGCUGGGCAAACUUCUUCGCAUCUUUCUUCUUCAUCAACACCUGAAUGGCAGGAUUUACUUCUUGGACCAGAUAAUGCUGGAGGUUGGUUACUUGCAGGAUUGUUGUUCUCAUGGCAACUCGCACAUUUCAUGUCUCUAUCCUGGUCUAUUCGUCACGAAUACAAAGAGGCCGGAUAUAGAAUGUUAUGCUGGGUAAAUCCAGCCAUGAAUGGCCGUGUAGCUCUUAGAUAUAGCAUCCUUUGUAUACCCCUAUGCAUUGGACUCUGUUACGCAAAUGUAACUGAAUGGACCUUUGCAGCAGCUAGUAUGCCAGUAAAUAUAUGGCUAGUGCGAGAAGCCUAUAGAUUCUGGAAAUAUGAAGGUCAAAAAGGAAGUGCGAAGAAGCUUUUCUGGGCCAGUGUUUGGCAUUUACCAGUUGUACUUGUUCUAGCAAUGGUGGAAAAGAAAGGAUUGUGGAGUAGAAUUUUAUCGGUGAUUUUUGGACAAAGGACGGAGGAUGAUGAGGAGUGGGAAUAUGUGGAUGAAGAUGAACAAGAGGAAUUACCUGGGCAGAAAGCACCUGUUCCGGUAGUUGUCGCAGCGAGUGCGAAUAAAUAA